AUGAACCAGAUAAAGUGGCCUAAGCUUAAAAUUUUAACGCAGAUGGCACGUAUUGCUAAGAGUGGUAAGCAAAACCCCGUUAGAGAUUGGCCGCAAAACAGAAUAGGUAAACGUGAAAGACCAGAAGAUACAGCUAAUCUUAUCAAAAUUGGUGAAUCUUCACAUCCAGUUAAAAAUACUGAUUUAUUAGUCAUUAGAUUAAAUCAAGCUGUAGUUCCAUACUUCUCAGCUGGUAUCUAUGCAGGGGGUAGUCGACGUAUUGCUAGUGUUCAUGAAGUCUUUGGUAAAUUUAAUGAUGAUGUCUACUGCAGUAUUAGACUGGAGAAUGGCCAGUCGCCUAGUGAUUUUCCAGUUGGUUCUGAAUUUAGAGCUGAUAAGUUUAAGUGUUUGACUUUUGAUAGGGUUAAAGGUGCUGGACAAGUUUCUGGCGUAAGUGUUGGUACGAAUAAGAAUGUGCCUAAGCCUGAGAUUAAUAGACAACGUAGUUCUAAGUAUCGUACUAAUGUUCAGAAUGAGCGAAUUAGGAAGUAUGCUGAAGGAAAAGUACGUGAGAACAACCGAAUAGCCAGAACGCCAGAAGGUAAACGAGAUAACUACCGUAGAACAGUAGAGAAACGUGGGGCUUUUGUUCAAAUGAACAAGAGAGUUAAGUUCACUGAUUAA
Nematocida homosporus is the source of this 663-nucleotide messenger RNA. Its product is annotated as H/ACA ribonucleoprotein complex subunit 1. The record is from RefSeq and is a predicted model, not a curated record. Lineage: Eukaryota; Fungi; Microsporidia. The transcript has a single exon. The coding region runs from base 1 to 663 and encodes 220 amino acids.